CUGGCAGUCUUAGGUCCUGAUUUAGAUUAAGAUAGGUGUGCUAUAUAAAACAUCGGGAUGACAUUAUUGAAGCCUCAUUCGUUGCGCAUCGCCAAGAAAUUGCACUCAAGCAAAUCACAAUGGCGGACUUGAAAGAAAAGGAAAUCGAAAGUGCGAAACUAGCCUUUGAUAUCCAUGGGGAGGGCGAAACUUUGGACGGAGUGAAUUUGAACAAAUUUUUGUAUUGCCUAGACGUAAAUCCGAGUUUGGCCAGAUUGGAAAAAUUCGGUGUCACAAAAAAGCCUGGUGAAAAAAAGUUUAAAUUCGAUGAACUACUUCCAAUUUACAGCGAAUUGAAGAAGGAAAAGAAGGAUCAAGGGUGUUACGAAGACUUUAUCGAGUGUCUCAAAUUGUACGAUAAAAAUGAAAAUGGAAAAAUGGCAGCAGGGGAAUUGUCCCAUUCGUUACUAUCUCUAGGCGAAAAACUAACCGAUGCGGAGGUCGACGAACUGUUUGAAGACUGUCUUGAUGAAGAAGACGAUGAAGGCGAUAUUGAAUAUAUACCAUUCUUGAGACGCAUGUGCAGUUUGGACCCCCCUAUCAAGCCCAAGAAGAAGAAGUAAAAUGACUUACUGAGAAAAUUACAAAUUAUGUUAAACUAACGUUAUUAAGAAUAAAAUAUGCAACAAAA
Tribolium castaneum (red flour beetle) is the source of this 670-nucleotide messenger RNA. RefSeq names its product myosin light chain alkali. The transcript is spliced from 6 exons. Gene Ontology annotation, cellular component: myosin II complex. Gene Ontology annotation, molecular function: calcium ion binding. The coding region runs from base 120 to 602 and encodes 160 amino acids. NCBI's taxonomy places the organism in Eukaryota, Metazoa, Arthropoda, Insecta, Coleoptera, Tenebrionidae. The record is from RefSeq and is a predicted model, not a curated record.